GACAUUUUGGAACUUCCUUCCUCAACUGCUUCCUCAAGUGCACAAUGGACCAGAAAAAGAAGCCACGCGGGCUCAAGAGGUCGCUCGCCAAGGAUAAGCCCGUGGCUCCGAACAGCGAGGGAGGUGAAGUCGCCGUUGCCGCAAAGAAAGCCAAGCUCGACAAGCCAGACCUUGAGGAACCCAGCCGGACGGUAGCGCUCAAUGUGGACGAGGAGGACCAAGUUGCGGUGUUGAGGUCGUUGUACGAUACAGCUGUGGAGAAGCUUGACGCAGACGAUAUCGAAGCUGCCAGAGAUUUCUUCCGAGGCUGCAUCCACGAAUGUGAUAAGAUCCUCCAGAUCCACAAUGGCGUGAUCCCGAAGGCAGAAGUGGAAAACGCUGAGGCCUCUAACCAGAUGGCGACACCCACUGAACCAUUAGCGCCAGAGUUCCACCUGUUGUAUGGCAGCGCUCUAUAUCAGCUCGGUCUGUUGAGUGCUUCAGAUGAUGAGGCGGAAAGCGGAAGCAAAGAAUCGGACUCUCUGGAGUCUUUUCUGGAUACCGCGCUCGAACGGUUGACCACGGGAUUGGACGCAGUUGAAGAGGGGAAGGUCGGAGAAAACGGUCCGGAUGUCUUCCGCCGGUUACUGGUGGCCAAAGCGAAAGCCCAGCUGCAUAGGGCGGCUUUAUGGCUCCCUGAAAACGCCCAGACGGCCUCUCAGAAAAGCGAGGAUGCGUGGAAGCUACUGAAUGAUGCCUACUCUUUCAUUGCGGAGCCAAACGCAUCAAUCGACGGGGCUGCGGAUGACACCGCCAAGGCAAUGCUGGACGUUGCGCAAAUAUUCCUUCGCCAUGCAGAGUUGUACACUUCCGAUCAGGGUGGUUGUAAGUUAUGGGCGCAGCGAGCCGUUGUGCUGUUUGAAGCAAUUAUCUCCGCCGACCCGCCGCACUUUGAUGCACACGUUGGUGUUGGAGCGUCCUUACUGGCUGAGGCCAAUAGUCUGCUUGAGGAAGAUGAAGAGAACUGCGACGAUGCAGUCCCGCUUUUGGACAAAUCUUUGAAGGCACUGGAAACCGGGGAAAAGCUUGCGAAAACAGAUACUGGGGACGAUGAUGAGAAGAUCGUCACUCUCCUAUGCUUGAUGGGCGAGUGCCUAAUCAACAAAGGAAACCUCACCGACGAAGACGGCAGCGAAGACGACGAAUACUACACCCGCGCCAUUGCCUGUUUCCGGCGCGUGAUGAAGAUAGAGGAUGCGUUGAACGCAUCGGAAGCGGGUGCCGUGGAUGACCGCCCCAAAGAGGUCGCAAGUUACCGACUUCUUCCGCCGCAGUUUGCCGAGUUUGUGGAUGAGUGGGAGAAAGAUAUGCUGGGGGGCGAUGAGGAGAAGGACGCCUAGUUGCGGUA
Molecule: messenger RNA, 1387 nt
Organism: Fimicolochytrium jonesii
Lineage: Eukaryota; Fungi; Chytridiomycota; Chytridiomycetes; Spizellomycetales; Powellomycetaceae
Product: nuclear pore complex subunit Nro1-domain-containing protein
Exons: 5
Coding region: 45-1379 (444 amino acids)
Biological process (GO): positive regulation of cellular response to hypoxia; translational termination; positive regulation of SREBP signaling pathway
Cellular component (GO): nucleus
Molecular function (GO): protein binding
Source: RefSeq, a predicted model, not a curated record